AUGGCGCCGGCACGUCCUGGUCAUGUUUCAGCUGAAUCCCGGCCAUGGAGGGAUCGACUGCUCAUUAUUUCGAAGCGGCAGCAGUAUUCCACUGGCAUAAUAGAGAAUCACAGCCGCGGUCUUUUUCAGCUUGAAGAUAUCGAGUCUGCUUUUCCAGAGCUCAUAUAUCAGACAUUAUUCGAGAAGUUGGGAUGGUCGAAGGGUGACUGGCACGCAGAUCAAGACGGCAGAAGGGAUAAAGCAUUAUUUUCGCGGAUGCUGGAGGAAGAUCGAAGCGAAGCGAAGGAGGGAGUACGUACGGUAUUCUGCGGAGGGUGGGCAAAUAAAGUAGAGGAGCCAUUAAUUCAACGAGAAUUUUAG
Messenger RNA from Pseudocercospora fijiensis CIRAD86, 360 nucleotides. RefSeq lists its product as uncharacterized. The transcript is spliced from 6 exons. Lineage: Eukaryota; Fungi; Ascomycota; Dothideomycetes; Mycosphaerellales; Mycosphaerellaceae. The coding region runs from base 1 to 360 and encodes 119 amino acids. The record is from RefSeq and is a predicted model, not a curated record.